Molecule: messenger RNA, 2430 nt
Organism: Thalassophryne amazonica
Lineage: Eukaryota; Metazoa; Chordata; Actinopteri; Batrachoidiformes; Batrachoididae
Product: protocadherin gamma-A5-like
Exons: 1
Coding region: 1-2430 (809 amino acids)
Biological process (GO): homophilic cell-cell adhesion
Cellular component (GO): plasma membrane
Molecular function (GO): calcium ion binding
Source: RefSeq, a predicted model, not a curated record
AUGGAGUCCGGAAAAUAUCUCCAAGGGACACUAAGAUGGCGCAUUUUUAUUUCCUGCGUCGUUCUUGUUAUCCAGUUCGCCGAGGGACAGCUUCGAUAUUCUAUUCCAGAGGAGAUGAAGAAAGGUUCUCUUAUCGGAAACAUGGCGUCGGACCUCGGAAUAGAACUGCAGAGGCUCCGUUCGGGCCGAGCUCGGCUUGUGAGUGGAGAAAGCGCCCAGUACACGGAGCUGAGGACAGACAAAGGGCUUUUAGUCGUCAAGGAGAGAAUUGACCGAGAGCAGCUUUGUGGAGACCUAACACCGUGCAGCUUCAGCUUUGAUUUGAUUUUAGAAAGUCCCAUGGAGCUUCACCACGUCACAGUCGAAGUAUUAGACGUGAAUGAUAAUUCGCCUUUUUUUCACCAGCAAGAUCUGAAGCUGACGAUCGGUGAGUCAGCCGCAGCCGGAGCACGCUUUGUUCUGCCCAGAGCCACGGACCCUGAUGUGGGAGUUAACGGCCUUCAGGACUAUAAUUUAUCUCCAAAUGAAAAUUUUGUUUUAAAAAAGCACUCAGAUGAUGAUGGGAGGAAAUAUGCAGAGAUGGUGCUGGGAAAACCUUUGGACAGAGAGCGACAUCCAAGUCUGUCCCUCAAACUGAUAGCAGUGGACGGCGGAACCCCACAGAGAUCCGGUACCGUAAACAUAGACAUCACUGUUCAAGAUGCUAAUGACAAUGCGCCUGUUUUCAGCGAAUCAGCAUACAAGGCCACGGUCUUGGAAAAUGCUUCGAUCGGAACACAUAUCAUCACUGUUAAUGCCACUGAUGCAGACAGCGGUGCAAAUGGACUCAUUUAUUAUUCCAUUUCCAAAAUGCAAGGCGUGAUUGGUGAUAUGUUUAAAAUUAAUAAAACAACAGGCAUGAUAUAUCUGUCAGGGGAAAUUGAUUAUGAGAAAGUCAAGAAAUACGAAAUACGCAUAGAAGCCACAGAUCAAGGAGCUUUAACAGACUCCAGUAAAGUCACAGUGGAAGUAAUUGAUGUGAAUGAUAAUCCACCUGUUAUUACUCUUAUGUCAUUCACGAGUCCUGUGUCAGAGGACUCUCCUUCUGGCACAACCAUUGGUAUAAUUAGUGUUAAAGAUUUUGACUCAGGAGACAACGGACACGUGACCUGUAGAAUAGAACAUAACACCCCUUUCAAAAUAAAGUCAAAUUUAAGAAACUACUACACAUUAGUAACAGAUGCUGCAUUAGAUCACGAAACUGUAUCAGACUAUAACAUCACAGUAGUUGCAACAGAUGGAGGUAUACCUUCUUUAUCAGCAAAGAAAACAUUUCAUGUAAAGAUCUCUGAUGUCAAUGAUAAUGCUCCAGUGUUUCCAAAGAGUAUUUACAAAGCCUUUGUGACAGAGAAUAACCCAUCAGGCGUUUCUCUUCUUACUGUAUCUGCAAGAGACCCAGAUGAAAUCCAAAAUGCAAGAAUAUCUUAUAUCCUGCAACAAGAUGGCAGUAAUAUAGGUGGGUCACCAGUGUCGGACUAUGUUGUGGUCAAUGCAGAAACCGGAGUGAUAAAUGCAGUGCGUUCAUUUGAUUAUGAAGUAAUCAAAAAGGUGAUGUUUAUUAUCAAAGCACAGGAUGGAGGCUCCCCUCCCCUCAGCAGUAACGUGACUGUGAAAAUAAUGAUCCAGGACCAGAACGACAACACCCCUCAGGUUCUGUACCCGGUCCAGACUGGAGGCUCUGUGGUGGCUGAGAUGGUUCCUCGUUCAGCAGAUGUGGGCUAUCUGGUGACUAAAGUGGUGGCUGUUGAUGUGGACUCUGGACAGAAUGCCUGGCUCUCCUAUAAACUGCAGAAAGCCACAGACAGGGUGCUGUUUGAAGUGGGUUUACAGAAUGGAGAAAUAAGAACUAUCCGCCAAGUCACUGAUAAAGAUGCUGUCAAACAAAGACUGACUGUGUUCGUGGAGGACAACGGGCAGCCCUCUCGUUCAGCUACAGUCAUUGUUAACAUGGCGGUGGCGGACAGCUACCCUGAAGUGCUGUCAGAGUUCACUGACUUUACGCACGACAAGGAAUACAAUGACAACCUGACUUUUUACUUAGUGCUGGCUUUGGCUGUAGUUUCCUUUCUCUUCAUCACGUGUUUAGUGGUUAUUAUAUCAGUGAAAAUCUACAGAUGGAGACAGUCUCGCAUCCUGUAUCACUCCAGUCUCCCGGUGAUUCCAUAUUAUCCACCACGUUACUCAGACACUUUGGGGACAGGGACUCUGCCACACGUGUACAACUACGAGGUGUGCAGGACGACUGACUCCAGAAAGAGUGACUGUAAGUUCGGCACAGCUGGUAGUCAGAAGGUGCUGAUAAUGGACCCCAGUUCUACAGGAACCAUGCAGCAGAUACAGAGUGAAAAGAACAUCCUGAAUGAACCAGACUCUCCUCUAGAGGUGAGUUAA